CCGUCGGACAAGGGACCGAGAUUGAAAUACGUAGUGAAAUUACAAAAACGUAUACAAAACGCGCUUUUUAAUUCGCCUCGCCACUCAUGAAUUCGCCGGAAACUCCACGGGCACAAUAGAAUAGCAGAAAAGACAUACACACAUGCAUUGUAUGUAUGUAGCAGUAGAACAGGAAAUUUUUUCAUCAUUUAUGUCCUGUUAAAGUCGAGGGCAACGACGACGUGUACAAACUCAAGAAAAAGGAAAAGUCUUGCCAAAUUCAGAAGAAAGAAAAGUGAAAAAAGUUGAAUAAUUGCUUAAUUGAUGCUAUAGGCAAGUAGUGAGUGUGCGUUUUUGAAUAAUUGAUUGAGUAACCGUAAACAAAGGAAGUCGUAUGGCAGCAUUGGUCUAGACAAAAUCUAAUAUUCGAAAACAUAUUGUACACAAUCUGCGGUAAAAGGCGAAAAAUAUACAAAAAACGCUGCCAUUGUGUAAAAGAAGCAGAUGUGAAGUCGUUGAAUAGAAAAAAAAAAAAAACGUCAGCGACAUUAUUGAUUUGUGUAUAUGUAUACAUAUGUGUGAAAAAUAACAGUUAAUAGCGUGCAAUACACCCACACAACAAGCACACAUACAUACAUAAACAUACAUCAAAAAUAAUCAACAACAACAGCAGUUGUUACAAGGUGCACAGGAAGAAGGACAUCAGCAACAAAAACAGGUACAGAGACGACAUCAACAUCGACAUUGUCGACGCAUAAGUAACGAGGAAACAACUAAGGACAGAAAACGAUAGUAGAUCAGCUGCAGCAACACCCAGAGACAGAGUACACAAAAGCCUAGUGCCAUUGGACGGACACCCGAUUACCGCAGUAAUCAGGGCAGAUUGACUUUUUCAGCAGGAAUCCGAGACAGCGGUCAAGAUGGCUGGCGGUGGAGAUCCCAAGUGGCAAAAGGAUGCAGCCGAUCAAAACUUCGAUUACAUGUUCAAACUUCUUAUUAUUGGCAACUCAAGUGUUGGCAAGACCAGUUUUCUAUUUCGAUAUGCGGACGACAGUUUCACAUCAGCCUUUGUAUCAACGGUGGGCAUUGAUUUCAAAGUGAAGACCGUAUUCCGUCAUGACAAGCGGGUGAAGUUGCAAAUAUGGGAUACGGCCGGUCAAGAACGCUAUCGCACUAUAACCACUGCUUAUUAUCGGGGGGCUAUGGGCUUCAUUCUGAUGUACGAUGUCACAAACGAGGAUAGCUUCAACUCGGUGCAGGAUUGGGUCACCCAAAUCAAAACCUAUUCAUGGGACAAUGCGCAGGUCAUUCUCGUAGGGAACAAGUGCGACAUGGAAGACCAACGAGUUAUUAGUUUUGAGCGCGGCCGACAAUUGGCCGAUCAACUGGGUGUUGAGUUCUUCGAGACCUCGGCAAAGGAGAAUGUUAAUGUCAAGGCUGUUUUCGAGCGCUUAGUGGAUAUUAUAUGCGACAAGAUGUCUGAAAGUCUUGAUGCUGAUCCAACGUUAGUAGGUGGAACACAGAAAGGACAACGCUUGACGGAUCAGCCGCAGGGUACGCCCAACGCUAAUUGUAAUUGUUAAAUGUAUUCAAAAAAGAGUUGAGCAGCCUAUAUAUACUAUAAAUACAUUUAGCAUAAAACCCAUAAGUACAUAUAUAAAAAAUUGCAUACCCACAUAACAUAUACAUAUAUAUAAAAUAAUUUGUUUGCGUAUUGAAGUUAGACAAAAGCAUAACAUACCAAAAUAACAAACACAACAAUAAUUGCAAAUUAAUCCAAUUGUUUUAAAUAUUUUUUUCUGCAUUGUCGCUCAGUGUAAAUGUCAAGCUACUUGCAUAUAAAUGUUAUCAGUGUUUUAAUUGUAUUCCGACUAUUCUUUUCUAUCUAUGUAUGUACAAGUAUUGGAAAUGAAAAGAGAAAAGAAUUUAUGGCCAGCAUUUUAAUACAAUGCUGAGCGCCUACAUGCUCAGCUGAAUCGAAGCGCCUAACUGUGCUUUCAACAAAGGCUAAUCAAUAGUUACUUACGAACAGGGUCCUUGUAGAGUCGGGUAAAAAGUUUCGAUUCCAGCAUGCAAAGCUUGGCAAGAAACAAAUGAAUUAGUAAAAGGUAUGUGCUACCACUAUCUAAAUAUAUAAAAAAUUAAAAGCUAAAAUUGUGCAAUUUAAAUAUGUACGCUUUCGAAUGUGGUUUCCGUUGUGUAUCGAUGUGUGUACUUAUUAUGUAUGUAUGUAUGUAAUUAUUGAUAAAUCUAUGCAAAAUUCGAAGCUUCAGUUUGCACCAAAAUACACUAAUGAAAUGUGCACCUUCGUGCUUUUUCUAGUGCAGUUCAAGCUUUGAAUUUUGAUUCUCAAUGAGUGUGGGUCAGCAUUUGAAAUGUACACUAGAGAAAAAGUAAAGUAGCUGCAUAAGCAAAAACGCACAAAGCUAUCAAUUGGUGAAAUUAAACAUAAUACAAGCAUAUAUCUUUGUUCAAUUUGUGAGCGCAGUACAACAAAUUAAACAGUACACAUCACACAAUUACACCUAAACGCAUAGAGACCAACUAAUAGUACAUGCUGUAAACACUUUACAAACUAACACUCUGGAUACUCACACCACCAAUAUGCAUCCAGUAUCGACACAAUUUGGCAGAGUUAUGGUCUUCGAAUGCAGUGUAAUUGCUGAGUGCGCAAAUUGAAUUACGAAAAGAGUUGUUUAAGCAUAAUGCUCUAGUAAAAAUCAUUAUUAUUAUUAUGUAUAUUUAUGUAGUCAAAUGGGAAUUUUAAUGUGUUGCUUAAUAUAAAUACAUAUAUAUAUAUAUAUAAAUAUGAAAUAUAUCAAAAUUUGCAGAGCCUAUAUAAAUAAAAGAAUGUGUAUACAAAUUUGACAAUUGGUGAUCGGGUAUUUUCAAUUUUUAAAAAAGUAUGCAGUUUCUAUUUGCUCUGAUAAAUGAAAUUUCAUAUAAUAACUUGCAACAGCGGUUGGGAGUUAUGUACUUGGGAGUUAUGGGCGUACGCUGACUGCAAUGCUAUAAUAAUAUCAACAGAUUCGAAGUUGGCAAUUGUGGACAAUAACGGACAUCAACACACACAUUCUCGUACAAUAAUGGAAGCUAGCAUUUUAAUAAUUGUAUUAAAAGCAUCGUCUGAAUAGACAUACAUAGAUGUGGCUGCACAUCCACGAAGCAGGAAAAGACACACUUAAGGGACUAUUACUUUUUUGGCACAUAUGUAUGAACACAUUUGUAUAUUAGUUCAAAAUCGGUCAUUGCCAUAGGCUGCAAAAUAUUCUCAAAUAUUUAAUACACACGCAUCGCACAACUAUUACAAUUAUUUUAAUUUACUUUUAAUAUGAAACCCACCGUGCCACUGCACAGUUCAGCAAGUCACAAGAGAAAUUGGUGCAUUUAUUUCAUUUAAUAACCUACUAUUUUAUAUGCACAUUUUGAUAACUAUACUAUAUAUGUAUUUAUUAAUUGCCUUUUAUGAUUUUUAAGGAAAAGAAGAGUAAGCCAAAUGCUGCCACGCUUUUUCUUUUGGGUGCACUUAUUCGUGCAUUGGCCAUCGGUAAAAUAUUAAGCUUUACACUCAAAUUCAGCUCUGCCUGACUUCUCGCUUCAAAAACUGAGUAACAAGAAACUGAAAAGUACUAACAAAUUUGUACUAUAGUUAAAACAAAAUCGCUGAACGAUUGGACAAAUGCGUCAAAAUAUUAUAAAAAUGGUGUUUCAAUUGAAAUAAUAAAGAGCAUAUCGCUGUAUUAUAAAUACCCCAAAUACCCUACAGAUUGCAUGUAAUCAGUAAUAGGUAGUUUCCAACUGCACAACACAACGAGACGAAUAAAUAAUGUCUAAAAAAUAUAUAUAACAACUACUUACUAUAAAAUACCAUGUGCGAGAUCGUUAUUAUUACAGUGUACGUGUAUAUUGCUGCAACGCUGUUGCAAAAAUAAACAACACAUAAGGAUUGAGGAAUUAUUGAUUUAUUAAAAAUGCCUUAAAAACACAGAUGACACACACUAAACAAUUGGCAUAUGAACUAUUUGUAAAAAUCAUUUAAAGAAAAACAUUAUUAAUGUAUGUGUUGUUAUGCAUCUGUCGGUUAUGCUUUUAUGAGCGAAAUCCUAGCUGUAUUGUUGCAUU
Messenger RNA from Scaptodrosophila lebanonensis, 4101 nucleotides. RefSeq names its product ras-related protein Rab-3 (gene Rab3). The transcript is spliced from 5 exons. Gene Ontology annotation, molecular function: GTP binding; GTPase activity. The record is from RefSeq and is a predicted model, not a curated record. Bases 900 to 1562 code for a protein of 220 amino acids. Gene Ontology annotation, cellular component: synaptic vesicle; plasma membrane; endosome. Gene Ontology annotation, biological process: protein secretion; regulation of exocytosis; protein localization to plasma membrane. Lineage: Eukaryota; Metazoa; Arthropoda; Insecta; Diptera; Drosophilidae.